GCCCUGGGUCCUCCCUGCACCGCGGAACGGCCGUAGCUGUUGCCUCAUUAGAAAUCCUCAACAUUCUCCUUCAAUUCACCUCAUUCGCUCUCAUUCUCUUCCCCCUGAGCGUCGGCCCUCGUCGGGCAGAUAGGGAGGAGGAAGGAGCCGCGGAGGCCCCCAGCGUGAGGCGAGUGGCGGCUGACGUGGCGGCGGCGCUGGGAGCAGGAUGUCGAAGGUCACCUUUAAAGUGACGCUCACCUCGGACCCGCGGCUGCCCUACAAAGUGUUAAGUGUGCCUGAAAGCACGCCUUUCACAGCUGUCUUGAAGUUUGCUGCAGAAGAAUUCAAAGUUCCUGCAGCAACAAGUGCCAUUAUAACAAAUGAUGGAAUAGGAAUAAACCCUGCACAGACAGCGGGAAAUGUAUUUCUAAAGCAUGGUUCAGAUCUACGGAUUAUUCCCAGAGAUCGAGUUGGAAGUUCUUAAUGUCUACUGGAAACUUUUUGAAUAAGUGAUGUUGCUGUGCAGCAAAGGUCUAUUUAUUUUGGAACUCCACAGUGCAACUAAUGAAUUGGCCUUCUUUAAAGCUACCAAAAAUGACUUCCCAGGAUUUGAUCUCUUUUGACACAAAAAUAAGGUUUAGUCUCCUUGUUAAAAUACAUGAAAUCAUGCACUGAUUCUUUCUUCACUAGUAUAUGUAAUGGGCUGAUUCCAUAUUAUGUUCUUGAAAGAAAGAUGGACCUCUCUAAUGGUGUUACUGAAACUGCAAGGGCAAACAUUUAGCCACGAUCACUAGAUAUUUAAAGUAUUUUAUAUACUGUUGGACCUACUGUAUGAAAGGGGGACUUUAUGAUAUUGGUACAGAAAAAAUGUUCCUACUGAGUGCUAGAAAGUUUCUGGGUUUUUUUGUUCUUUUUUCCUAAAAUUCCACGUUUGGAACAGUUUUCCCAUGGUUCAAGUGUUUAGCUCAAAUAGACGGGAGAUUUCAGUGGAUUAUUACUGAAAUAAAUAAAUGCCAAAUGUUCCAAAGUAAUUGUAAGAUUUGAUUGCUGAAAAUAUUUUAGAUAAAAGAGAAAACAGGUAUUGAAAUGCUAAAACUUCAUUUGAUGUUUUGUGAAGUUAAAUACAGUUUCAGAGAAUUUGUGAGACAUAAUCUCAAAUAAAGUGCCAUCAGCUGGGAAGGAUUGCAGUAUAAUUUGUGAAUGUAUAGGUUCUGGUCAAAUAUGUCAUUCCUUUUUCAGUAAAUACUGGUUCUUUGCAAAAGUCUUGUUUUGCUUCUGUGUAUUACAAGGGAAGUUGUAGAAUGCAUUGAAAUGUUUGUGUUUGGAUAACUUCUUGUUUAUAAAUUGCCUGAGGUAAACUAUCAGUCAUGGAUUCUAAUUAGAAAAGUUGCUGCUUUUCUUGAGCUAUUAAUAUUACUUUGUGAUUUAAUCUAUUUGGCCAAAUCUUACCCUGUUACAUUUUGUGUGUCUUACUGAGUUUACAGAAAGUUGAACAAUGGGCAAUGUAGCGCUUGAUUAAAUGAGGAUUGUCUGAAAUACAACUUUGCUGUGCAAUACUUAUGCUCCAGAAGGAUGUUCAGAUUAUGUUUCAAAUAGUGUAGAAGUACAAAAUGCCCUUAUGAGAGGGUAUGAAUUAAGUGUAUAGAGGAAAACUCUUCUGAAAGUGGUAUAUGACUAUAAACAUUUUCAACUCUAAAAUGAAUUGUAAAUUUCUGGAUUUGCCUUUAUUUUAAUAAACAACAAUA
Cygnus olor (mute swan) is the source of this 1727-nucleotide messenger RNA. RefSeq names its product ubiquitin fold modifier 1 (gene UFM1). The transcript has 7 exons. Bases 209 to 466 code for a protein of 85 amino acids. Gene Ontology annotation, cellular component: cytoplasm; nucleus. The record is from RefSeq and is a predicted model, not a curated record. Gene Ontology annotation, biological process: protein K69-linked ufmylation. Lineage: Eukaryota; Metazoa; Chordata; Aves; Anseriformes; Anatidae.